AUGGAAACUGAAAAUGUCGAAGAAGAAAUUGAUGGAUCAAUUCACAGUAUUCAUGUUCGAAAUUUUUUCUGCCAUGAUAAUUUAGAAAUUAAAUUUAACCGUAACGUAAACUUUAUCGUUGGACGUAAUGGGAGUGGAAAAAGUGCAAUAUUAACGGCUUUGGUGGUCGGUUUGGGAGCUAGAGCUUCUGCCACAGACAGAGGAAGCAAUCUUCAUUCAUUUAUCAAGAAAGGGACAAACUCGGCAACAGUAGAAAUAAAACUCAGGAAUAGUAGCCCAAGAGCUUUUAAACAUGAUAUUUAUGGAGAUUUCAUUACAAUUGUGAGAACACUUAAUGCUUCUGGCGGGUCCAGUUAUAAAGUGAAAUCGGCUUCAGGGGAGGUGAUUUCAACAAAAUUUGACGAAGUAAAAACAAUUAUCUUAGCAUAUGACAUACAAGUGGACAAUCCAAUUUCUGUGUUAAAUCAGGAUACAGUUCGCACAUUUCACACCUGUGAUGCUAAGAAAAAAUAUGAGUUAUUUAGACAAGCUACAAACUUAGAACAGACUGAAAAAAAUUAUAAACAUGCCCUUGAGAACUGUACCAAAGCUGUUGGUAUUUGGAAUAGAAAAAAUGAGGCGGUACAAGAGCUUAAAAAGGAGUAUCUGAAGUGGAAAAACAUACAUGAUCAAAUGCAGUUCCGGGAUGAGAUUGAAGCUAAGAAGAAGGCUCUACAAGAUGAGUACUACUGGAGUGAGAUAGCAGAAUCUGAACACGAGAUGAACAAUAUACACACACAUUGUGAAAAGCAAAGACUUCAGGUGCAGCAAUUGAUGGAUGACCUCAAAAGUGUGGAGCAAAGUUAUGGAACAAAUACCUCUGCAAUUGAUUCAUUAAAACAAACUCUAGAAGAGUGUACUCAGAAGAAAUUAACUCUUGAACAAGAGUUACAGGAGUUGGAGAAUAACUUUCGUACAGAACAGAGCUCACAACGGAGUGCUCAACAUACAGGACAUAAACUUAAUGAUCUGUUAGCUCGUGAAAAAAGAAAGUUCGAUGACCUCGAGCGGGAGAUACACAAUAUAGAAUCCGGCAGUUGUGCCUCCCAACGCAUAGAACUAGAGGCAAGGGCAGAGAAGUGUCAAUCUGCAGAAACGGCGGCGCGAGCGCGUUAUGAGACCCAGAAGAACGAUACUGGGCAGUCAAGGAGCAGUGCAGCGCAUGCGCAGCCCAAAGCCGACCGAGCGGAUGAACGUGUAAGGGCGCAGAGGAGUCGACUUGUUCAACUGAAGCAACAACUCCGUGAACUAGAAUCUCAAGGGGAUGACUCACUAGCGGUGUACGGGGGGAAUAUGGUGGAACUGUGUCAACUGGUUAAGGCCGCCGUCGCGAGGGGAGAAUUUAGUGCUCCACCGCGCGGGCCCGUUGGUAUAUAUUUAAAAGUAAAAGAUAAGAAAUGGGGUGGGGCCUUAGAGCAUAUAAUCAAAGGGUCUCUUAAAACGUUUUGCGUCAACACGCCAGAGGACUCCAGGAAGUUGUUUGAAAUCAUGAGAAAGAUACGUUACGGAAGGGAAGCGAAGCCGGGUGUAACCUGUAGCAAAUUCCUGAGCCAAGUGCACAAUGUGAGCAGACGUUCCGUUCGCGCGGGCAGCUUUACUUCGGCCCUGGAUGCGUUGGACGUAAAGGAUCCAGUUGUUGCCAAUUAUCUUAUUGACAAUAAAAGUCUGGAGAAAAUAUUGCUGGUGCCUGAUCAUGAGGACGCUAUGCGCCUGUCUGACACUCGGGAGAACGUUCCCGAGAAUUGUGUAAAGAUAGUGACAUUGGACAGCACGGAAUAUAGGCCGGCGCCUAACUACCGUUGCUAUGGAGGUGCAGACCGACAACCCGUUUAUCUCCAGACUAGCACUGCUCAGAGGAAAGCACAAUUACAAGCGAACAUAAAAGAAGCAGAGCAAACAUUACGUUCAUACGAAGCAGACGCCAAAGAGUUAAACGAAGAAGCGUCGCGGGCGCGUGACAUUGAGCGAAAAGCAGCGCAAGCGCUACAAGCGUUACUUGUUGAUUUGAGAAAAAAGGAGGAGGAAGCGCGUCAAGCGGUUGCAGCGCUUAAUCAGCAACAGGCACCGCACCACGCUGUUUUGGUUGAUGAACUGAAAAUCUGCAAAGAAAAAGUGCAUUCAUUGAGUGAACAAGUGAAAAGCCAUAGUGGACAAGAACAAGAGUUAAAUGAACGUGUAAAUGACAUUGAAGGGAAGAUAAGAAAUCUUCGGAAAAAGAGAGACAAAGUAGCCGUUCAAUGUAGGAAUCUCAGGGAUGAACUUGAGCAAGAGCAGAUCAAAAUGGAGGGAGGUGUGUUAAAGAGGCAGAGAUACGAACACAGAUUAGAUGAGGACCAAAAGAAGUUGCAGAAAAUGGAAGCCAUUUUAGAAGAGAAGAGAGGAGUUGUUGAUAAGAAAGUGCAAGAGGCUCUUACGUUGUGUCCAAGAGUUGAGAAUCCCAGGGAGCGGGCUGUAGUAACAAGCGAUUUAAAGGAGACUCAAAUGAAGCUAAGUUCACUCACGUCGUCUGGUAUGGAUCGGGCGCAAGUUGCGGAGAAGUUUUUACAAGUGGGACGGAGUUAUAAACGCACGCAAGAUGCAUUGCAGAGGCUGAAUGCGUUGAUACAAGAUAUAAAGACAACUUCAAAUAAACAUCUGGAGUUUUGUCACAAAGUGCAAACGUACAUCGCUCGCCGAGUGCAGUACCACUUUCAAGUCAUACUCUCAUUACGGAAUUACUCGGGCAAAAUGACCAUCGACUUGGCUUCGGGUAGACUAUACAUGGAAUGCAAGAGUGUACAGCAAAGUGAAAAGCAACACGCGACAUCUACCGCAUCGCUAUCGGGUGGCGAACGAUCAUACGCUACUGUGGCGUUUAUGCUCGCUCUGUGGGAUUGUGUGGAGCUGCCUUUUUAUAUUAUGGACGAGUUCGAUGUUUUUAUGGAUGAUAUAUAUCGGAAAACAACAAUAGAGUUGCUGUUAGAACACGCACGGAUCAACAAAAAUCGUCAGUUUGUAUUCCUAACGCCUCAAGACACAUCCUCAGUGACGGCUGGACCAAAUGUCACCUUACACGUGAUGGCAAACCCAAGAGACUAG
Molecule: messenger RNA, 3117 nt
Organism: Pieris macdunnoughi
Lineage: Eukaryota; Metazoa; Arthropoda; Insecta; Lepidoptera; Pieridae
Source: the annotation of a GenBank genome assembly